UUACCUAUUUUGGGCUUCCUGUGUUGUGAAUUUCAAAAUGGCGGAUAAGGCGGAAGAGUUUUGUGUUGACAUAAAUGAAGACGAAGAAGACGAAGACAUCGACUGGAAUGAAAUCCAAGCAUACCAAGAUAACGAUUCAUCAAGUGUAUCUCUUCUGGGAAGCCAGAUUGAUCGAGGCAGGACUUCAAAUGAAUACAAUGUCACAGUUGAAGAUUUAUCAAGAACCUCGAACAACGAAUCGAGCUUUGUACAACCGAAAGUAGUUGGACCAUCAAGGAUGUCGUUGAACGAUCAUAAAGCAGGGAUGGAAGGAUUAGACAAAGAAAAGAUCAAUAAAAUUAUCUAUGAAGCAAGCAAAGGAUCAAAAUUUUAUGAAAACGAAAUAUUAAAAGAAGAACAAGUCAAAGAACGAAUUCGCCGUCAAACUGAACGUUUGGAGUCCUUUACUGACGAUGAUAUAGCUGAAGCUAUGUUGCAAGCUGACAGGAUUGUAAAAGAUCUUGAAAAAACUCGUGACUUGAGUCGUACAAUAGUUCACAUUGACAUGGAUGCUUUCUAUGCCGCUGUAGAGAUGCGGGAUGACCUGAGCCUACGGGAUAAGCCAAUGGCCGUUGGGUCACCGGGAAUGUUAUCUACGUCUAAUUAUGUUGCCCGAAGGUUUGGUGUCCGAGCUGCCAUGCCUGGUUUUAUUGGUAAGAAACUUUGUCCAGAUCUCAUCAUAGUCCCUGCAAACUUUGCAAAGUACCGCACAGCUAGUGGUAUUAUAAGAAAUGUCCUUAAAGAUUACGAUCCCAAUUUCUUGCCAAUGAGUCUUGAUGAAGCGUAUUUAGACCUGACUGAUUACAUCAAAGAGAGACAAAACCAAGCCAGCAGUAAAAGGACGUUUUAUAAAGCCACAGGCGACCCAACAGCUGAUGGAUCAGGCGAAAAGUUUGAGUUCGGAAAUGAUGUGCAAGAAAUUGUCCAGGAGAUUCGCUUCCGAAUUGAACUGGAAACACAGCUAACGGCUAGUGCUGGUAUUGCUUGUAAUUCUAUGUUAGCUAAGAUAUGUAGUGAUAAGAACAAGCCCAAUGGUCAGUUCUACUUGCCCUCCGAUCGAGAUGCYGUAAUGAACUUUAUCCAUGACCUACCUAUACGAAAAAUAAGUGGCAUUGGCCGUGUAAGCGAGCAGAUGCUCAAAGCCCUUGGUAUUGCCACGUGUAAUGAUCUCUUUACCCAGAGACACAUUCUAGUCCUUCUGAAUUCAAGUAUUUCUUCAAACUUUCUCAUUGCUAUUUCACUGGGUCUUGGUAGCACAAGACUCGAGUCCUCACGUGAAAGGAAAAGCUUGAGUACAGAGAGAACUUUCACUGAGCUUAGUAAACCAGCUGAGCUAUACAGCGAAUGUGAAAGCUUAUGUAAGAUGGUAGCUGAAGACUGCAAUGACGAAAAACUGAAGCCAAAGACAGUGACUUUGAAGUUAAAAACUGUUAACUUUCAGGUUAGAAGUCGGUCAGUUUCGCUGUCCUUUCCUGUAACCAAUGAAAAGGAUAUUUAUGAAGCAGCCAAAGAUUUGCUUGCUAAAGAAAUAGCAAGUUGCGAAUCAAAGCCUUUAAGACUACGACUAAUGGGAGUACGACUUUCAAACUUUGAAAGCUCUGAGAAGAAAGASGCGAAACAGGAUAAAAUCACGAGUUUUUUACGGAAAGAUGCUCAAGAGGCUUCAUCCAUGGAAAGUGAAGACAGACAGACAAGUUUCUCGAAUGAACAGGAUUCUGCAGCUGAAGGUACUUCAACUCGUGGUGAAAGUAAGAAAACCUGCUUUGAGGCUGUUUGCCCUGUUUGUAACCAGUUACAAGCUAUCAAUGACGAUGAUUACUUGGAAGUGUUCAACAAGCAUGUUGAUUUGUGUUUAAAUUCUGUUGCUAUCAAAGAAGCUUUGAACGAGCAAAAGCCAUCAACAAGUGACGCAUUAACAAGCCGUGGGAAAAGAAAACAGUCAAGCUGUAGAAAGAAUGAAUCUCACUCCAAGAAAAUCACACUGGAACAGUUCUGGUCCAAGUAACUAUACAACAUAUUUAGUCAAGAAGUGUACUAAACUUUUACAAACAAGAUACGGGUAACAUAUCUACAGAACCUGUACAAGAACUGUACCUCAAACCUAACAACGCACUUGCGCAGCUAUGAUGCAUAAAUAUAAUAUAUAGUCCAAAAGACUAACAGUAACACGYGUUUAUAGUGACUGUUUAUAAUAUCGAAUUAAAGCAAAUUUUCUCAAACUAGUAGUCAAAGUUAUUAUAGACAAAUAGAGAAAGACUAAAAACGACACAAUUUUCUACAAUAGUAGUAAAAUAUAUACAAUAGUAAAUAAUCGUAUGAGGAAGUAGCUCUACUGAUGUCAAACAGUACAUUUACAAUAGUAAAUAAAAAACCUUAGUUUAUUGGUUAA
Exaiptasia diaphana is the source of this 2428-nucleotide messenger RNA. RefSeq names its product DNA polymerase kappa. Gene Ontology annotation, biological process: error-prone translesion synthesis. The record is from RefSeq and is a predicted model, not a curated record. Gene Ontology annotation, cellular component: nucleus. The transcript has a single exon. Lineage: Eukaryota; Metazoa; Cnidaria; Anthozoa; Actiniaria; Aiptasiidae. The coding region runs from base 38 to 2044 and encodes 668 amino acids. Gene Ontology annotation, molecular function: damaged DNA binding; DNA-directed DNA polymerase activity.